Anopheles coluzzii is the source of this 6036-nucleotide messenger RNA. RefSeq names its product autophagy-related protein 101 (gene Atg101). The transcript has a single exon. Lineage: Eukaryota; Metazoa; Arthropoda; Insecta; Diptera; Culicidae. The coding region runs from base 798 to 1460 and encodes 220 amino acids. Gene Ontology annotation, cellular component: phagophore assembly site. Gene Ontology annotation, biological process: autophagosome assembly; autophagy. The record is from RefSeq and is a predicted model, not a curated record.
UAGUAGUAGCGGUAGUAGGAUUAAGAGCAGGGCCCUCCCCCUCUAGCUGUAAGCUGGUCUGACACGCGGUCUGGUGUGCCCGAAACAUUCUUCCCAACCCGAUCCCGAUCGCAAUGCUGACCGGCCGUGGGCUCCGUCGUUUUGCGUAAGCAACCGGGAGGACGGUGGGCGCGAGGGCGGAGGUGUGUGGGGUGGUGCAAAUGCAAAAACAAAACAAACGCCCCAACCAAAACCAGCUCGUGGCGCAAUGUUACUUCCGGGCGCGCGCCCAGCCUGAUAAGAUCCGAUCGAGCGAUUAGUGUAUGCAUGUGUAUGCGUGUGCGUGUGUGUGUGUGUGCUUGAGGGUGCAUGUUUAUGCGCGUGAUUAAAAGGGACAUCAUAUUGUUUCAAACGCUCUGCUGAAGGAAGCGAACGCAUUCGUGCUGGUUUUCUGUUGCGGCUGCGCCACGUCUGGUGCGCACCAGCGGCAAGAAGACGAUGCAACUGUUCCGUGGGUUUAGUUAAGCAUUUCCUUUCCUUGUAUAUCCUAACUCAAUCCUUCCCUCCCUUUUCCGUACCCCCAGCCCACCACUUUGUAGAGAAACUGAACUCUGCCACCAACUGAGCAAAGUGCGAUUCGCGCGUGUUUUUGUGGAGCAAGGCAAGGGUAUUCGGGAGGUGCUUUAAGAUUUAAGUUUGAUUGCACUUGAGGGAGAGAGAGAGAGAGAGAGAGAGGGAGAGAACGAGCACGAGAGGAAGGAACGAGAGCGGGAGCAGGGGAGUGAUUCGUUUUGCCCGUAACGCCUCCCGCUCCAACCAUGAACGCCCGCUCGCAAACGUUCGAUCUGCGCAUGGAGGGCCGGCAGGUGGACGAGGCCGUGCUGAGCAUCUUCCACACGAUCCUGUUUCACCGCAGCCUCGGCAAGUUCCUGUACACCGAGGAGGCGAUGUACUCGGUCGGCACGAUCGGCUACCGGGACGUGGACUGCGACUUUUUCGACUUCACCUACGUGUGCUGCAGCUCGCCGCGGCUGGAGGAGACGCUGCGGCGCGAGAUCGGCAACUUUAGCCGGCAGCUGCGCAGCAACGACAGCGGCGGCACCGGCCAGAUCAGUCUCGAGUUUUUCCAGCGCAAGAAGACGCGCUGGCCGUUCCAGACCGACUGCAUACCGUGGGAGGUGUGGACGAUACGGCUCGAGCUGCUGACGCUCACGAACGAGGACGACCGGCUGCAGUGCCGGGAGCGGGUGAGCGACCUGCUGACCGACAAGGUCUUCUGCAUCACCGAGAUCAUGAACCGGCACGACUACGUGCCGAAGAUACCGAACCAGACCGAGCUCGACAUGGUGUUCGACACGACCUACCCGGACGUGCAGCCGUACCUGUUCCAGUUCAAGUUCAGCACGGCCGGCCCGAGCGGCACCUCGGUGAGCAACACGAUGAAGAAGCUGAUCAAGGAAACGCUCAACGUUUCGUUGUGACUAAUGCGCGGCCUGCUGCUGCUGCUGCUGCUGCUGCUCGUGGGGUCGUGGCCCGGGCGUCCGCUUUCUUUGCGCCUCAAGGGAGCCCGGGCGGGAGAAGAUCCCAUUUUUUUUGUUUUCUUUACACACACACACACACACACACACUGUUACACUCGCGCCUGUUAAGCCGUGGCGGAGUGUUUUUUUACUUGUUUUAAUGGUCGCAUUUCCGUGCAAUCAAUGUUAUACCGUGGUCCGUCGUCCCUCCCUCCCUCCCUACCCCCCACUCCACACACCAUAUAGUGUAUCAAUAGUGUUUGUGUCUCUAUUUGGUUUUGGAGGGUUUUUUCACUUCUCUUUUUUUCAUUUACGUGUCAUGUCAUCGUGCUAUUACGCCAGUGGCUGUAGGCUAAGGAUUAUGUUGAGCUAAGUACGCGCAUGGGCAGAGGAGCUUUUUCUGCAGCCUUUGCCCGCUGUGUGUCUGUCUGUCUGUGUGUGUGUGUGUAGCGCAAACGAUUAGCGUCUGCCUGCCAGGCAAAUCCGUAUCAACAGUCUAAAAGGUUGAAUUGUUAAAACCUUUCGAUCAAACGGCGAUGACAGUGAGGCCGGGAAGCGUGGAAGCGCAAAACGAGAUUAAUGAAUGGCCCUGUGAUGUCGGUUUUGUUUGAACGAGUUAAAAAAAACCGAAGGGGCUUUCGUUUUAGGUUUACGAUUACGCAACGUGUGAUGUGUAGUACGCAUCAUUCUAGGCCGCUCUGCUGCUUCGCCACAACCAAGGGCUGACGAAGAGCCACUGUGUGUAUGUAUGUGUGUGUGUGUGUGCGUAGCUAACGAAUGAUUUGUAUGAGUGUGUACCGCGGUUUUUUGUUUGCUUGUUUUGCUGAUUAAUGUGUGCAGCCUGAUGUUGAGCGCCACCACCUGUUUAGUUUAAGUUUGCAACCCCACACCACCCACCUACCGUAAACACCGCCCCUCCCCCCCCAUGCGUCGAGUUUUCCGUUGAUCUCUAAUUGAUAAGGCGCGCUAGCCGCGCACGCUGAAGACACUUUAACAAAAAAAAAAAGCAACCGAUGUUUUAAAACGCUGAGCGCCCAAAGCAAACGCAAACAAACAAUAUACCGUAAGGUGAUGUACCGAAUCACUAAUUAAUAGCGUUAGGUUUUAGGUUAAGCGGUUCCAGCCGGGUGGUACAAACAAACCAAGACAGUGAAACAAAAAAAAAAAAAAAACAACACAAAAACAAAUCGUUCGCUCUUCUCGACGGCAACUAGUCGCGUUUUUGCACCAAUGGUGGUGACAUACUUGGAUGAGGUAGAAUAAAUAGUGCAAUAUUGCAGGCAUCGGGGAACAGGCGGAGAACGGCUUCACUCUUGUUUUGAACACUCCCCAAACUGAUACUUUUUUUUUUUAAUGUAUGCCAAAACAAGUAAAGCACAAUAGUACAAAAAGAAAGAAGCAGGAUUUCCCAGAACGAAGCAGAGCGAAGCAAUGCGGUAGAGCAAAAGAUUAUUUCUAGUGAACAAAAUUAACCACCUUCAAAUGGGUUUGCAAAUAGCGUCGAUUGAAAGGAGAAACAGUCGCUUUUUUUUUUAAUAGUUCGAGUCUGCCCCAUGCAAUGAAUUUACCCUAACGUCAGAAGCCAAACUGCAAUUCAAUGAUAGGAUAGUGUGUGCGUGUUGUGGGUUUAAACGUCCUGCUCUCCCAAGUUUUGUUUCCUCACCCUGCUAGAUGGAUUGCCCAUUUACUAGCAACCAAAACGAACCGAGCAGAAAGGAAAAAGAAUGAAAAAAAAAAACACAACAACAACACGCAAGAAUCAUACGGGUUCCCGAAACAGAAAGUUUGAUGCAUAAAGUAAUGGUCACUAUACAAAAAAACAAAGUAUGCAGUAAAUAGUUACGUAACAUUACCUAAAGACAUCUCAAUAGCAUAGUAGCAUUAAUGCUUGCAUAUACGUAAAGAAAACGCUAACCCACGACUAGGAUAUCAACACAAACCGUACCGCUACUCUCCGUACUAUAUAUAUACGUAAACGACUUUCUCACGUAUGUAUGAGUGUGUGUGUGUGUGUGCGAGAGAGUGUGUGAGGGAGUGAGUGUGUAGGGUUGUGCACGAUACCUUCCCUGAACUUAAUUAUGUUUUAGGCAGGCUUGUUCGGUUAGAUUGUUGAUUUGUUUUCUUUCAUUUUUUAUUCUGCUCUCGUGCACUAUCUGUCUUGCUUCGCUUGCACUUACACUUUUCACGCCGUUCACUAUUCGCAACAGAUGAGGCAGGCAACACUCCGGUUGUGUAUAUGUGUGUGUGUGUGUGUGUAUCGGUGAGUGUGGGCGUUAAUUUUAAGCCACCGGACCAGAAAGGAGCAGAUACACUCGUGUGUGCGCAUGUGUGUAAGCAUGUCUCUGCGGACGGGACAUGUCACCGCAUGUCCCGCAGCCCCCGCUCACCGCACCCAACGCACGUGGUUUUUGAGUCAUUUAUUAGGCUAUAAGUCGGGCUUUGUUUGUUUUUUGUUUUUUUUUGUCCUACGUAAGCCUGUUAGUUAAAAACAACAACAACAACAACAACAAAAAACGCACCCAAUUUUUAAUUAAGUUUAAGUGGUUUGGAUAGGGGUUUAUUUUCCAAUUGGAAAGUUUUAGUUCUGUAAGUACUUGCAAUAUAUUGUGCGACAAAGCGGAAGAAACGGAAUGAAAAAAAAAACAACAACAACAAAAACACGGGAAAGUAGUGAGUGGAAAAAAAUGUAACAAAAAGAAAACGAAACGAAAGCGAUUACAAUGUAAAAAAAAACUACAACAACACAUCAACAUAAAGAGCGAAGAAUGAACGUGGGUAGAGUAAGUGUAUAAAGAAAAAAAGGGAGAUAAAAAUGAGCAAAACACAGCUGAAAGCAACACAAGAGUAAUAUUAUCUAGAAACAUGUAGAGGGAAUAGCAAGUGCGGAUCCAAAUUCUUUCCAAAUUGGUUAAUGCAUUGGUUCGUACUAUCUUUUUUUAGUUAAUUAAAAAGGCAAUCCACACUCUACACGGCAAAUUUGCUUUGCAAAUAGCACUGAACCAAUCGAGAGUAGAUGAAAUAAUUUGGCAAGUAGAAGUAAGAAACGAAUAUUACCAACGUAAAAAAAACAAAAUAAUAAGAUCCUUAUAAUUCAGCUUAGUCUUGUGUACGUGAAUGUUCGGAAGUUUGUUUAGUCUUUAUGUUGUAGGCUAUGUUUUUCUUGUGUUUUUGGGUUUUUUUUUAACUGUUGGUUAUAUAUUUUACUUUAGCAUUUUCUCUCUCUCUCUUACUCUCUCGCUGUCUUCUUUUUUAGCUGUAACGUUACGCUCUAACUAGAACGCUUUAAACCUGUAUGUCAUUUCGUCGUCGUUUAAGCUGUGAUUAAGUGUAUAUGAUAUAUGAACGUUAAAAUAGGGAUGUGAGCAUUAAAAUAGGGAUAAUGCAGUGUAGUAAGUUGUAUAGUGUAAUGCAAAAAGACACAGGGAAACGAAGGUGUAGCGAGCGGGUUUGUUUGUUUUCUGUUCUUCUGUCUCGCUGCUGUAUGCAUUCGGCUGUCGCAAUUUGGUUCCCACAUUGAACCCAUUGGAACGUUCGGGUUUUUGUGCGGUUUUUUUUGGUGUUUGCACACGCUUUAGAACCUAAAACUGUGCAUCGAAACACACACACACACAUAUUCAAAGGAGAUUUGGGGAAAGGGCAUCUACUUAAGGCUUCAUCUAGUUGAAACGCAAAAGUAGAACACGAACACCUACUACCCCACAUACACACAUACACACAUCCACACGAAAAAUUGUAAAGAAUCAGACGAAUUCGAUUGUAGGGCUUUAGUAGUAGUGAGUAGUACUUAAGUGCAAGCGGUAGCUCAAACUUGCUUGUUGCGGUUAAAAGAUUUACACGUUUCGUUUGCUGCCGUUGAAGCCGCUUGUGAGUGUGUGCGUGUGUGAAUGUGUGUUUUCCGGUCACAUUGUAGAUACCUUCUGAACAAGACGCACAUCUGUAUAGCAGACCGAAUUGAAGCCGAUAUUUAGGACCCAUUUUUAAACACCAAAUAAUCCCACCCUGCUGCUACGAUAUCCCGGAUAGCCUAGAGAGCUGGACUCUUCUCCACUUAACCAUCAGGCCCUAGUAAACGAAGGAUCCAGCAUCUGGCAUGAUUGUGUACAGACAGGAAGACACAAGUGUGUGUGUGUGUGUGUGUGUGUGUGAAUGAGUGUGCAUGUGUGUGUGUAUGCGUGAUGCCAAACAAUCAAUAUGCGAAGCAAUCUGGUACAACGGCGGUGGCAGUACAACGGUUGUCCAGAAGCUCCUACGGCUACAACGGUGCAGACGCUUGAUGUGGACCCGGUUGUACAUUAGUGAACGAAGGUGUGUGUGUGUGUGUGUGUGUGUGUGUUGGUUUUGCAAUGUCAAUUGCAAACAGAAAAGAAACACACAACAACAAAAAAAGCAACCAAAACAAAUUGCAAAACAGUGGAGCUAAUGGGCCAAACCAAAACAAAACACGCGGAUAAACGUAGAAACGGAAGAAAAAAACGGAACAGAAUGCAAGAAAAAGGGUGUGACACACGUGUACUAUACUGCAAGGUUUAAAAACAAA